Drechmeria coniospora is the source of this 1221-nucleotide messenger RNA. RefSeq lists its product as uncharacterized. The record is from RefSeq and is a predicted model, not a curated record. Gene Ontology annotation, cellular component: mitochondrion. Lineage: Eukaryota; Fungi; Ascomycota; Sordariomycetes; Hypocreales; Ophiocordycipitaceae. Bases 1 to 1221 code for a protein of 406 amino acids. The transcript has a single exon.
AUGUCGACCCUUCUUCCGUUUCUGUACCGGACCCGGACGCUGCGGCAGGCCCUCGUCGCGAAUGCCCUGCCCGGCCUCGUCCGACACGUUCACGCAGGCAGCAGGAAGCGGGACAACUCGAUUCCCUUCGAAUGGGAUCCAGACUUUCCUCAGGACGAGCUCCUCGAACAGCAGUCGACCAUCACGCCGUCCGAGGCGGAGGUCUUCAAGGGCAUUUUCGACGAGAUUGCCCAAGGUCACAUGCCGGCGGUGAAGAAGCGACCCUCGGCCGGUGCCAGCACGCAGCCUGCUUCGACCAACUCGACGCCGUCGCCGACGCCGACGCCGACGGGAAUGGCCCGCUCCAUCGUCGAGCAGGCACGCAUCACCGAGUUCCGUGAAAAGUUCCUCCGAAAGUACCCAAAGUCCCUGCGCAACGCAGCCCAAGUCGCCCUGGGCCUGUACGAGCUGGAGCCCGUCGGCGCCGCCGGCCGGCAGAUGCUGCAGCUCGACGAGGCCGACGAGGAGAAGUGGCGGGAGCGCGCACGGUACGAUCGCAUCCGGGCCGAGGAACGCGAGAGGGUGGAUGCCCUGAUGAACGGCUGCCAUACCGACCUCGCCCUGUGGCAGGUCAUGGAGAGGGACGUGUUUUCCCUACCCGAGAAGCUGGGCAUCGCGCCGUCGGCGGUCCCUCCGCCAAAGGGCAAAGGGAGCAAACGAGGAAAGGCGAAGGCGACGGUGCAGGCGACGGUGCAGGCGACAGCAGACGCGCCCGCAUGCCAGCCGCGAGCGGAUGAGACGCACAUCAUGGACGUCCACGGCCCGCUGUAUCCUCACUUCCUCAGUGCCGGCCUUGCCCUCUUCGACACGGCCUUUGCACGCUCCUCGCCCUUUGCCUUUCAGAUCCUCCCUCGCGUCAAGGCGCUCGGCCUGCCCUCGUACGUCCUCGGCGUCUCGGCGCCGUUUUACAUCCGGCUCGCUCGCAUGUACUGGAGCCAGUUUGGGGAUGCGGCGUCGGCCAUCGACGUGCUCCGCGAGAUGAAGUCGGCCGGCCUUUACACCGACGAGGCCAACGACCUGCUCGCCACCAUCCGAGACGACGUGCACGCGUGUACGUGGGGGGCGCAGGGACAGUUUGUCAUGGCCAUGAUGGAGGCCCCGCCGUACGAUGGCCCCUUGACCCAACGGCUGGACGACCUGGAGCGGGAUGCGAGGCGGGCGCUGUUCGAGACUGCCGCGUAG